Aedes aegypti (yellow fever mosquito) is the source of this 4126-nucleotide messenger RNA. RefSeq lists its product as uncharacterized. Lineage: Eukaryota; Metazoa; Arthropoda; Insecta; Diptera; Culicidae. Bases 246 to 3935 code for a protein of 1229 amino acids. Gene Ontology annotation, molecular function: RNA binding. The record is from RefSeq and is a predicted model, not a curated record. The transcript has 9 exons.
ACAAAUUUUCCCUCAACCUGUCAAAUUCCCUGAAAACGCUUGCGUGCCGGACCGUCUCAAACAUUUUUGCUGGCUAAACUUUUACCGUUUUAUUUGGUAUUUUCGAUCAAUUGUACGGAAAUUUUACUCUGCAAACCAGCCGGAAUCAGUGCUGUACCGAUUGCAUCAGUUUGCGAACCGUUUUGAAUGAAGUAGAUUUUCUAGCAGUCAGCCAUAUUUCUAACCGAAAGCGCUCCUAAGAAAAGAUGAAGCUGAAUCGAAAGCUGCUGAUCUACGUGGAGAACAUUUCCCCGACCAGCAGCGAGCAGAACCUGCAGGCUUACCUGGAGAAGUUUGCCCCGGUCCAGGGUGUGUACUUUUUGCGGGAAAAGCAAUGCACCAAGCGGUCGAUUGCGGCCUUCCUGCGGGUUGCGAACGAAACCGACCGGGACUGCAUUAUGCUGCGGAACCAGCAGAACUACCGCGGAAAACGGCUGUUUAUGCUGCGGGCCGAUCAGCCGCAUGACUACCAGGCCGAGCAAACCAUUAUCGUGCGGAAUAUUACCAACAAAAUCUCCGAGGAGAAUUUGUACGAUCACUUCCAAGAUUGUGGCACUAUUGCAUUCCUGCAGAUUCGUACUGACGAUUUUGCCUACGUGACCUUCGAGGACAAGUCGUCGGUGAAGAACGCCAUGAGCAAGAACAACCAACCCCUCAAAGGUUCGAGUCUUAAGAUCCAACUUCUCACCCGUAACCUGGAUAUUAUGAUUGUCAGUUUGGACACGCUGCCGUCGCGUAUGCCCGAUCUGUACCGGAUGCUGAUCAUGCCACUGGAGCCUCGGGCUUCUUCCGGUGAACAGCAGCAGCAACAACAGCCUGCUGUCCAAUCUCAACCUCCUGUUGUGAAACAGCCACAAUCUCAACAACAACCAAAAUUCCAACCCAACCAGCAGCCUCAAGCUCAAAGACAACAGCAACAGCAGCAGCAGCAAUCUCAACAGUCAAGACAACAGAAUCAGCAACAACAAAGAGAAAAUCAACAACGCUUACAGCGAGAGAAUCAACAACUACAGCAACAGGCUCAAGCUCAACAGCAAAGGCUGCAGCAACAGCAGCAAUUAUUACAACAACAAAGACCCCUUCCGCAACGGCAGCAGAAUCAACGUCAGCAACAACAAGGAUUGCAACAGCAGCAGCAACAAAUACAGCAACAGAUACAAAUGUUGAAGGAAAAGGCCAACGCCCUUGCUGGAAAACAGCAGCAGCAGCAACAACAGCAAAAACAAGCUGUACCAGAACAGCCCAAGCCAAUUCCCAAACCUCAGGAAGUACCGAAGAAACAGCAAGAAGUUGAUCCCGUUCCCGCGGCGUCAUCCUCUCAAUCCGACACCGAUGACGUCCAGAUCGUUGAGAUUGUGGAGACUCAGCAAAUCAUCGAAGAUGACGACGACGAUGAUGAGGAAGUCCAGAUUGUGGAAAAACCUACGGUGGAACCGAUCCCGUCGGACUACGUGGCGAAACCGGACGACGUGAUGCGCCCGGUCAAGGCAUCCGAGCUGGUGCUGAAAGAUGUUCCGAAGCUGAAAAGCGAAGACGAUCGUCGUUCCGUUUGGGUCAACAACAUCCAACCGGAGACGCGUCGCCUUGAUCUAGUCCUGUACAUGGAGCAGUUUGGCGACGUGAUGCACUGCAAGAUCGGCAACUCGAACAACUGUGCGUUCACCCGGUGGGCCAAGAUCAUGUUCACCACCGAGGAUGGGGCCGCCAGGGCAGCGGAGUAUUUCCUGCACCCGUUCCAGGGCCGCUACUUGUUCGUUCUGCAAUGCUCCAAGUAUGUCGUUGAGGAGCCGGGCAAGGUCUUUGUAAUUGAUUAUCUGUCGAAGUACGUGGUUUACGAAGAUGUGGUUAAGGCUUUCAAACACAUCGGAGAGGUGUUCUACUUGGUUCGAUUGUACGACAACAAUUACAAGGUUCGAAUUUUCUUCCUCAAUCAAGUGGAUGAGAAAGCUGUUCUGGCCGUGGAUUCAAUCGAUGGCCGUCCAGCUAAACUGGAGCUAUACAUCGAGAACAUGGUAUUGAGAUUGCCCAAAACGUUAGCUAAGGAGCUCAAAGAGGCACGAGAAAUCAAGGAUCCGGAGAAAGAAGCACGCAUGGCUAGGAUCACUGAAAUCUACAAAGAGGAAGCGCUCGACCGUUACGCCACUCGAGAGUACACCAAUCCGGAUCCGAAAACCAGUCCUGUCGAAGUUGUUAUCUACAACGUCCCUGUGGGCACAACUGAUCAGCAGAUCAAACGGUUCUUCAAAUCCAUCGGAGAACCAACGGCGAUCCGCCGCGUACCGAUUGAAACCGAAACGCACACUGUGCGGGACGCCGAGUGCGUGUACGUCGGCUUCCGGACGCUAUCGAUGGCCCUGCAGGCUGCCGAGAUUUCUCCGGAGCGGACGCUCAACUCGUUCAAUCCGUUCAUCUUUACUGCCUGGUCGCAAGCCGCCAUGACCGACCGGAACACGAUUCGGUUGUUCUUCAACAAAUAUAUUUCAAUGCAGGACAUCUACAACGGGCUGAUUCACUGCGGUCAGAUCAAAUACAUCGAGAAGCAGAGGGCCAAACGGGCGCUGGUCGUGUUCGGCAAUGGCGAGAACGGAGUGCUGAAUGCCAAGAGGAUGAACUUUAUCGGUGAUACCAAAAUCACCUGCAAAGGCGCAUUCGUUGCAACCAGGCUAGAUCUGCAUGCCGAGAAGAAAAAGAAACAGGCGGAGGCCAAGCAACCACCUGCAGCUGCAAUCGUUAUCGAGGACGAGGACGAGGUGGUCGUUGUGCCGUCGGAUAAUUCACCGGACAAGAAGCAGAAUCAGAAAGGCCAAAACCUGAAACAGGGUCCAUCACCCAUUAAGCAACAACAGCAACAGGGACAAAGGCAAAAGCAACAACAUCAACAGCAGCAACAGAGACAACAGCAGCAAAGGUCCGGAGGCAAUCGAAAUCGUAACUCCAAUUCCUUCGGUGACGAUGGUCCUCCGCAUCGCCAUCAGCAGCAGCGUAACCAGAUGAACCCUUGGCAGAACAACAACCAAGGCCCAAUCUGGAACGAUCAAUUCCAGCGGCGCGAUCAAUUCCCGCACAACGAUGAGUUCAACUUCCAACGAAACCAAAAUCCGUUCAUGCAGGGCGAUCGCUUCAAUCCGGAUGGUGGUCCGUUCGAUCGCUUCGGCAAUCAGGGUCCAAACAGGAACAUGAAUAUGAACGAGUUCGAGCAGAUGAUGAUGGCGCAGCAAUUCGACAAUUUCAACCUGAACAGCAACAAUGGCUUCAUCCGUGGCAAUCCGAUGGAUUCCGAUGACCCUCCGUUGGGACGUCCCUGGGGCCAAAACCAACAGAAUUUCGAUCGCUUCAGUCCACCAGGACGACGUUCGCCGUUUAACCGUGAAUUCCCCGAUGACCACGAUCAAGAUUUCGACAGGGAUUCACCCGGUAUCCCAUCGAACAUUCCGGAAGAAGACAUCGAUGAGUACAUCUUGCGCAAGCAGGAAGCCAUCAAGCGUCGGCUGGAGCAGCUGGAUAGGCAGUUGAUCACCUCGGUGGAAACUUCCCGUCAGCGCGACUUUCAACGUGCGGCCCGGCAUCGCCAGGGAACCGUCUUCAGCGAUAAUGGCGAUGUGCAUUACGUUCCGAAUCCAGCGGCAGUUGCCCGGAACCGUGGUCGUGGUGGCCGCGGUGGCAAUUUCGGCGGUGGUCGGAGAGGCGGCGGCAAAGGUGGGGAUGCUGCCGAAGGACCCUCCAGAGGUCGGGGACGCCGUGACCGCAAUGAACUGAUGAAAAAUCGAGCCAGAGAUCCAUUUGCCGAUGUAGACAUCGUACCUAUCAUCCGGAUAUCGGAGGACCGAUCGCCAUCGCCGAAGCGAAGCCGUGAGGAUGAGUUCGACGCAGCACAGUUCAACGCUGCAUGGAACUAGGUUAGAAGAGGGCACUCAUCUCGGACGGUACUCGAAAGGGACGAGUACCGCUUUAAUUACAAUGUGUGUUUUACCAUUAUGGACAUUGCAAUGAUGGUAUUGACUUUAAAGUACGAUUGAAAUUCGAUAUGUAUUAUUUAACUCAGUGGUAAACAUCCAUACUUACAUAUAAAGAAAAACCUAGUAAAUUA